AUGCCCAAGAAGAUCAGAAGGACUGCAAAAAUUGAAGUCUGUAUGCCGCACAAACAGAGAACGAAAUUUACAGCAACACUGGUGGAUACAAGUCUGUUCAAGCCUCCAUUACUCCAUACUAGAUACACCGAGCUACCACAUAAAAGGAAGAAGAAAUUGAAAGUGGCUGGGGCAGAUUCUAGUCAUCUCAAACCACAUCUUGAGCCCCUAAGAAGCCCUGCCAAUAUAUUUACUCCUUGUCAAUUCAAAAUUACUAAUGGUAGAUAUGGAAGCAAAGAGAAGGGAGAUGAUGGAAAUGGCUAUAAGAAGAACACAAGCGAUGCUCAUAUGAUAUCUGAUAUAAAAAAACCCCAACCAAAAAUCUACUCCUCCUUACUAUGCUCCCUCUUAACUAGCCUGCAAACCAUGGAUGUCAACGAACUGAUCAAUCAAGCGGAGGAUUGGGAUCUGGAAAUGAUUCCAGAUGAAACAAGGGUGGCGAAUAGAAACAGCCUCAUCGGGAAGGUGCUAUCUGAAAGACAGGUCAAUGAACUCUCCAUGAGAGGAAUGAUCCGAGCCGCUUGGUUAGAAAGCUUCAAACCAAAGAUCAAUGAGAUGCCCAGAAUUAAGGAAGUUGACAAGAAUACCUUCAUUCUCGAUUUUGACACCAAAGUGGAGAUGGAAGCAAUUUGGGAGGAUCUCCCUUGCCUCCUGUCAGGCACCUUGCUCCAGCUCAAAAGAUGGACUGGAUCUGACAAUGCUGCAGAAAUCAACUUCAAUAAUGCUGAAUUUUGGAUCCAAGUCCAUAACCUACCAGAAGUGUUUCGAACAGAAGGUAAUAUUUCCAUGGUCAAAUCUAUGUUUAACUGUGUCAUUGACCUGGACAGAUCAGCUCUGGAUGCUCAGCUCUAUAAAAGAUUCGCGAGAGUGUUUGUGGAAGCCAACACAAAAAAACCACUUCUUGAUGGAUUCUACCUGAGGCAUCAGCAAAAAAGAAUCUGGGUAGCGUUCAAAUAUGAGCGGCUGAUGAACCUCUGCUACCUCUGUGGGAAGAUUAACCAUUCCAAGCAAGAAUGUGAGAUCAGAGGAUCCGGUGCCGGUGCUGCCCACAACCUACCAAGCGUUCAGAGGUGGGGGCCCUGGACUAGGGCGAACACGAAAAUGAUGUCACCCAGAUCGGUGCAACAACACGAGGCUGAUCUGCGCAUCAAUAGAGACGCAUCUUCAACCUCAAACUCCCCCGGCGGGCAACCUUUCCAGACUCCUCCGACAAACAGUGAACGAGUGGGGCCAACUUUAGGAUUCUCGCCUCUCAUAAAUCAAAUCCCUCUCUUUGUCUCAUCUCAAAACUUCCCGUUCCAAACGGAUCUCUCACCCCCUACUGUCUACAUCUCUCCCCAUCAGAACAAUCCCUCUCCUCUUUUUCAAAAUCAAACCCAAUUCCCUACUUUUUCUCAAACCUCGAAAGUCUCCAGAAACCUCUUUGAAGCAGCCCAUCCAAGCCCAACAAAACUGUUGCUUCUCGAUAUCACCCAUCCAAGAAAAAUGAAUUUAGCCCAAUUGUUCAAAACAAGAAGAUAA
Molecule: messenger RNA, 1560 nt
Organism: Linum trigynum
Lineage: Eukaryota; Viridiplantae; Streptophyta; Magnoliopsida; Malpighiales; Linaceae
Source: the annotation of a GenBank genome assembly